This is a messenger RNA of Rhea pennata, 6114 nucleotides long. It is a transcript of the gene MMEL1, whose product is annotated as membrane metalloendopeptidase like 1. The record is from RefSeq and is a predicted model, not a curated record. The coding region runs from base 432 to 2753 and encodes 773 amino acids. The transcript is spliced from 23 exons. NCBI's taxonomy places the organism in Eukaryota, Metazoa, Chordata, Aves, Rheiformes, Rheidae. Gene Ontology annotation, biological process: protein processing. Gene Ontology annotation, molecular function: metalloendopeptidase activity. Gene Ontology annotation, cellular component: plasma membrane.
UCAGAAGACCGAGAAGCUGGAGGUCAGAAGCUGAAACAUAUUCUGGGAGUCUUCUGCAUUCCAAACCCUUCAUCUCGGCUAAGGGCAGAGCAGACACAGCUUGAAGACACUGACAGCUCUUUUUGGAUUCUAUUACUGUUAACAGAGCCCAGCAGAGCUACUCACAUCCACAGAGGAAAAGAGGAAAGUUUUUUGAAAGAGCAAGAUACUGGAAAUCGAUACUGGAAGAAGGCAGUCUUUCUCCUCCUUCCCCUUAGGGGACUGGCUUUUGGGAAAGGAGCUGCCCAACCUGGUCAUGAGACUUUUUCACACUUCCCAAAGAAAGCUCUUCAAGUUAUGACACUGCACCACAGAGAGCCUAGGAUAGUGUAACCCAGAGCAUCACCCCUAGCAACAUAUCCUGAGUGCAAUCAAUCCGGUAGGCACAGGAGAUGGAGAAUGAGGUUGGCAAAUCUGUGGACAAUCAAAUGGACAAAUACAUAGUUACAAUAAUGGGGAAAUCAGAAAGUCAAAUGGAUAUUGUGGAAAAAUCAACAAAAUCUGGAAGGCAAUCCUGGAGCUUUGUGGCAAUCGGUCUGGCUGUCUUGCUGCUCAUUAUGACUUGUGCAGCAGUCACCCUGGUGAUCCUGUAUGCCAACAGCAGAGAAACUCACUAUGGCACCAGUUCAGCCAACAUAUGCAGCACACCUGGAUGUGUUACAGCAGCUGCUAGAAUAAUUCAGAACAUGGACCCAACAACUGAACCAUGCAAAGAUUUCUACCAGUAUGCUUGUGGAGGCUGGCUCAACAGGCAUGUUAUCCCAGAAACUAGCUCCAGGUACAGCAUUUUUGACAUCCUGAGAGAUGAGCUGGAGAUCAUCCUGAAAGGUGUGUUGGAGACUUCAGAUCAAGGGGACAGAGAAGCAUUUCAGAAAGCUAAAAUACUUUACAAGUCAUGCAUGAAUGAGAGUCUUAUAGAGCAGCGAGAUUCAUUGCCCCUACUAGAGGUCUUAACGAUGGUUGGAGAUUGGCCGGUGGCUUCUGCAGACUGGAAUAGCACAAAAGAGCCAAAUUGGAGCAUGGAAGAAAAACUCUCCAUAAUGAACUCCAGAUUUAACAAACGUGUCCUGAUUGAUAUGUUUGUAUGGAAUGAUGACCGAGAUUCCAACAGACAUAUCAUUUAUAUUGACCAACCUAGUUUAGGAAUGCCAUCCAGAGACUACUACUUUAAUGGGGGCAACUAUCAAAAGGUCAGAGAAGCUUACCUGCAGUUCAUGAUCACCGUUGCCAAAAUGAUCCGAGAAGACAAGAAUAUGUCUAAAGAUGAUUCUUUUGUCCAAGAGGAAAUGGCAAAAGUUAUGCAGCUUGAAACUGAGAUUGCAAAUGCAACUACCCCUGCAGAAGAAAGGCAUGAUGUGACCUUGUUAUACAACAAAAUGACUCUAAAAGAGCUACAGGAAAAGUUUGCAUUGAAUGAGUUUAACUGGACCUUCUUCAUCCAAGGUGUAAUGUCUUCAGUAAGUGUUCAGGUCUACCCAGAAGAGGAGGUGGUUGUAUAUGGCAUGCCCUACCUGCAAGAGCUCAAAGCAAUUAUCUCAAAGUACUCAGCAAGCACCAUCCAGAACUACCUCAUUUGGCGACUGGUAAUUGAUCGAGUCAGCAGCCUGAGUCAGCGUUUCAAGGAUGCUCGGGCCAGCUACCGGAAGGCACUUUAUGGGACAACAGUGGAAGAAGCCCGCUGGAGGGAGUGUGUGAGUUAUGUCAACAACAACAUGGAGAAUGCAGUGGGAGCGUUGUAUGUCAGGGAGACAUUUGCUGGUGAGAGUAAGAGGAUGGUCAGAGAUUUAAUAGACAAAAUCCGUGAAGCGUUCAUUGAGACCCUAGAGGAGUUACAGUGGAUGGAUGAGACAUCUAAAGAAAAAGCUCGUGAAAAGGCAAUGGCAAUUAAAGAACAAAUUGGCUAUCCAGAUUAUAUUUUGGAAGAUCACAAUGAAAAAUUAGAUCAGGAAUAUGCUAAUUUAAACUUCAGUGAGCACAACUACUUUGAAAACAUCCUGGAAAACCUGAGAGCUGGAGCCCAAAAGAGCCUAAAGAAACUUCGAGAGAGAGUUGACCAAGAUAUAUGGAUCAUUGGAGCUGCAGUGGUCAAUGCAUUCUAUUCACCCAAUCGGAACCAGAUAGUUUUUCCUGCUGCGAUUCUACAGCCCCCCUUCUUCAGCAAGCAUCAACCACAAGCACUAAACUUUGGGGGGAUAGGGAUGGUUAUUGGGCAUGAAAUUACUCAUGGCUUUGAUGACAAUGGUCGAAAUUUUGAUAAAGACGGAAAUAUGUUUGACUGGUGGAGCAACUUCUCAGCUAUGCAUUUCAAGGAGCAGUCUCGUUGCAUGGUUUAUCAGUAUGGCAACUACACAUGGGAGCUGGCUGGAGGACAAAAUGUCAGUGGAAUAAGCACGUUAGGAGAAAAUAUUGCAGAUAAUGGAGGAGUCCGUCAGGCUUAUAAGGCCUAUUUGAAAUGGCUUGAACAGGAAGGGAUGGAGCCAAAGUUGCCUGGACUGAAUCUAUCCCACAAACAGCUUUUCUUCCUCAACUUUGCCCAGGUUUGGUGUGGUUCCUACAGACCAGAAUAUGCUAGCCAGUCAAUAAAGACAGAUGUUCACAGCCCUCUGAAAUACAGGGUGAUGGGAUCUUUGCAGAACUUUGAGGCCUUCUCGGAGGCAUUCCAUUGUAAAAAGGGUACAGCCAUGCAUCCUGCAGAGAAAUGUAGAGUGUGGUAGCCAAAAGAGAAAACUGGCAAGAAUGACAAGUACUCUGUCGAUAAAAUAUGCCAAUGACGUGCCUGAUGUGCUCCUGUUCAGUCACAGCCAAGGCUACUGGUGCAGCUACUGUAGUGAGAAUCAAAGAAACUACAGCACUGAAGCUCGAAGUUCUUAAAGUUCCAUUGGGAAGUAUGCAAGUAUCUCGGUGACUGAUGGGCUGUGCUGAAAGCCACAGUAUGCUCCAGAAUAAAUACGACUGUUUCAGAUGACAUCCUGACUGUUACUAAGUUACCGCAUCAGGUUUACAAAGACUAGUUCUUAGAAAAACAAACCAACAAAUAACUAUACAUCUAUUUUUCAACAAGAAAUAAUAAUUUUAAUGUGUCUUUCAGCUAUACCUUCUGAGACUCAGCAAACCUGUUUGAGGUGUCUCACCAAGCUGUUUUUCAGUAGUCUGGUUCAGUUUCUGGUGCUUUUUCCCAAAUUCAGGCUAGAGGUAAUUUAAAUUCUUGUGCUGUCUGUGUAGCACUGUCCACUUACGCUUUGAUUACUGCUUUGUUUUAAGAGAUUGCUAUUUGUCUUUAUUUUACAAAGUGAGCUAUAUAUUAAAAUACCUGCCGACUGCUGACUUAACACAAAGCUGCACUCUUCUGCACUGAGUUCUUCUGCUCCAAAGAGCAACUCUAACAUGACCUAGAAGUGAAGUUAAAAGGAUCACAUUUUUAAAAGUACAAAUUCUAUUGUUAUGGUUAAAAUUACAGGGUCCCUCCCUUCAGAGAUAUAUUUAAGAUGAUGCUUAUUCUUAUAGAAGUAUAUAAUAUACUUUUUGCCAAAGAGCAAAUGUAUCCAUGGAAACAACUACACUAUUUUUAAACUUGUGCCUUUUCAUUUGGCCAUAGGCUAUUUUUCAAUAUUUACACUUGAAAAUGCAACAAGUACUAAUUUUUAAUUAAUAAAAAAAAUAACAGUCACCAAUUUAGCAAGUAUUUUACUGUAGAAGAUCUUGGGUGGCUUUCUUCUGUAAGUGACCUAAUAUAAUGACAUUAUGUUAAACUGUUAGUCCUUAGUAGUGGAUUUUAAAUAUUCUUCUUGCAAAUGUUUUUCUUUCUAGCACACACAUCACUGGAAAGCAAGAUGAUUCCUACUAAUUUUUAGCUUAUGAAGUGCCAAACCACAUCAUUAUUCAAUUGCUUAAAGUUUUUAGUUAGUGCACCACUAGCAAAAUGUUUGAUUAUCUAAAUACCAUGGAAAGAAAUGAAAAUCAUUUAAUGGUAACAGCUUGGCCCAUAAGAGAGAACCUACUGAAGCAUUUUGGCUAUUUGACAAUAAAAGCUGGCUAGACCAAAAUUCUAGUAACUAGAAUGUUACUUUUACCAGCUAAAGUGAAAUCAAUCUAUAAAUUAAUUACAGUUUUUACUGCAGGUGAGAACAUAUAGUUUAUUUACAUUUAAUUUCUAUUUUCAAAGUAAUCUUAGAGGAUUAUUUUCUCAAGGAAUCAGCACUACCUCAGGGAUUAACCUCUCAUCUAUGCCCUUCAAAGUCUGAGUGAUAUAUAGAAGAGAGACUAUGUAGUAACAUAGGGUUUAUUUGCAAGUUUAUUGAAUGCUCAUUUAAUAUCUCCCCAAAAGGUUCAGAACAGACUGUUCAGCACCCACCAACAGAACUAAAAAAAAAUUACACAAAGCAUAGACAUAAUUUGGCCUUCACCUCAGUUAACUAAUAAAAAAAACUGCUUCAAAACUACUUUUUUCUGUGGUGCGCCUCAGACAACUACGUACAUCGACCUCCUCAGGGGAACACUACCUGAAUUAUGCUUUGGGUUUUUGUUAAUUUUAGCUAGGUCUAUUAACUGAGGAGAAUUGCACUUGACCACGUUAAUUUGAACAAAGAUCCAGAUUCACGGCAGAUAAGUGGGAGAAAAGGAUAAUUUUUCAUAUGGCUGUAAGUGCCUGAUGACCUUAGAAGAAGCAAUCUGCACUGAAAACAAGAAAGAAAUGACUAGGACAGUGUACUAAGAAGCUCCAAGAGCCUUCUUAAAAAACAAAAAACAAAAAAACAAACAAAAAAACAAAAAAACACACAUUUUCCUAUGCUAGGAUUAAGCUUACUCUAAAUGACUUUAACAGAACCUGGCACAUAGGUGUCCUGCUCGUGCCUCUGUACAGUUUCAAGGGUUUCAUAUGUUAAAACUUGUGGUUCUAGUGAGAUGCAUAAGAUGAUAACGUUUAUUUCCUGUUGGAUAAGUACUGUGCAUUCUUGGUACUUUCACUCAGUGCUAGAUUAGCCUGGGAUACAAAACCCCCGAAAUUCACAGCAGCUGCACUACAUUUACUACUGGUCAGUUUUAUUAAGUUCCAGUUCUCUCUAACAUUGACCAUCAAAGUCAUUUGAAGUCAGAUUCUUUAAGGAGGCUAGCAAAACACAACAGGAGAUGAAACAGUUUCAUGCAUUACCAUAGUAAAUCAUCUACUUAAAGUUUUAGGAAACUGAUACAAGUGAAAAGGCAAGUUUAGGAGAUAACACAGGCUCUGUAAAACACAAAUGGACAGUAACUUAUUUAGAUAUUAAUCCAUGUUUAACUCAAACUAUGACUAACUACCAGCUUUUGACUCAGUCCAGAACUAGAACCAUGUAAGGAGAUUACAGCUAUAGCAGUGGAUUGGUGAGAUUCUGAUGUGCUAUAAGGCCUCAUGCCAGUCAUGUUAUUGUCUAUGUACAACCGUUAGAGAAAAGACACCAACAUAUCAAGGAUCUGGAUAGAAUUAUGAAGAAUAAGUCCUAUGUUAGCACCUGGAUGUUUAAGGCAAGUCUAAUUACAUUCCAUUUUCGUUUUUAUUCACUUUAAAAGUGUUUUUAGUCUUUAAUUAACCCAGUGUGCGUGUUCCAUGUGUUGUAAAACUGAUUGUCAUACAGACUAGGUUUGCAUUUGCUCCUGGAUUGGAUUAUACAUGUAUUAAGGUAGGAACUUUAUAUUUCAGAAGUGUUCUGUGUCUCUACAACACUCAAUGUGACCUACAACCCCUUGUUUGAAUGAAAGGCUGUCCAGAUUUUAUUCUGGCUAUUAAGUUAGGUACAUCUUUUUCCUCGUAUCUGAAACUGUUGCUCACAGAAAGAUCACUUGACUACUGUUUCCUGUUUGAAGGAGUUUAAUUUUUUUUUCAGCAUUAAAUGACUGGGUACAAGAAUGUGAAGUGCUCUGAUAAAUCAGCUUUUAUUAUUUAAUUAUUUGUGUAUGGUGGCAGGCAAAAUAAAGUGUCUUUAACUGCAUUUUGUUUAACUUCACGAGUUUUGCUUCACUUCACUAUUCUCACUUACCCAGAUUUUCCAUGCUGUAUUAUUUGUGCACACUAUAUAAGUAAAUUCCAUAUUCAGGUAAUUA